GUCAUACUAGGGUGUUAAUAAUAACAGAACUAGCCAGAUAAGAUUGCGGCUAUUAUAUACUGAUAUUGGAUAAGGGAAUCUUAUAUGUUAUAAGAUCUAUUGAAUUCACUUAUACUCAUACUGGAUUUUGCAUUCUAUAAAAAGGGUACCGUAUAUAGGAUAUUGGAGUCAGAUCCGUUAGAAUUAACAUUUGGAUGAUGGUGCUCCUCGCAAAAUGCACAAUUUUGUGCGUUCUUUUUGUUGGAGCUUUGAGCUGCCCAUUUGCAUUCGAUGAUGAUGCUAUGACAGUUAAUGAUGCUGAUACAGAGGCCACUCACAGACGUGUUAGACGCGACUUGACAGUUGAUGGCACAAGGCCGCUUUGUAAAGAGUCUGGAGGGAAUGAUCCACCUACAGCCAUCGACACUAGGGCGAGGAUAGCGGCUUUGAGGGCAUUAUUCAGCAAUUCUACAUAUACACAACAAGGCAUCGAUGCAUAUAUCAUUCCCAUGAACGACCAGCAUCAGAGUGAAUACGUAUCUGAGUAUGAUAAACGCAUUGGAUAUACGAGCAACUUCCAGGGUUCCUCAGGUACAGUUGUGGUCACCAGAACCAAACAAGCUUUAUGGACAGACGGUAGAUAUUUCUUAGCGGCUGACCAAGAGAUGGACUGCAGCUGGAUUUUGAUGCGAUCAGGAGAGAGUGGAGUGCCAAGUAUUACAAGAUGGCUGAGAGACGAAGUACCACAAAAUGGACGAGUUGGUGCCGAUCCCAGUCUCUUUAGAAUAGAUUCCUGGAGAAGUUACAAACGGAUAAUGGAGGAGAGUGAAGAGGCGAUCAGUUUUGUUCCCAUCACCACCAACCUCAUAGAUCUGAUCUGGACAGUGAAUAGACCAGCCCAACCAGCAAACAGACUGCUAAUAAUGAACAUGACCUACACAGGAAGGGCAUGGUCUAACAAAGUAGAAGAGCUACAGUCCAAGAUGACAACAGCUGGAGCAGAUGCGCUUGUUCUUUCCAAACUUGAUGAAAAUGCAUGGCUGUUCAACCUAAGAGGAUCUGACAUAGCAUACAAUCCCGUGUUCUUUUCGUAUACCAUUGUUAGGAAGACUGGAAAUCCAAUGUUCUACAUAAUGAAGAAAAGCGAGAGAUUGGGACAAGAGGGUAUGACGAAUCACCUGAACACGGGCAAUGAUGGGUCAUGUACCGGAAAGACUGGCCUCUGCGUUGAGGUGAAAGACUACAGUGCGUUCAUCUCUGAACUACAAGGUAUGGUGGCCUCUACUAAUAACUUCUGGGUGAGCCCAGUACAGAGCUACUCCAUCUAUAACGCUAUAGUUGGUACAGGGGAAAAUAACAAGACUAACGUAAUAGAGGGCGCUUCCCCCGUGCUCUUGAUGAAAGCCAUAAAGAAUCCAGUCGAGCGACAAGGGAUGAGAAACUGCCAAGCCAGAGACUCUUCACAUGUGAUUGAGUUUGCUGCACGUUUGGAGCGUGAAGUAAAAGCAGGGACACCAUGGACUGAACUACAAGCAGUUGAAGAGCUCUUGAAAGUCAGACAACGUGACCCUACUAACCAUGGCGCCAGUUUUUCCACGAUAGCAGGGUUUGGACCCAAUGGUGCUAUAAUUCAUUACAGACCUAGUAAUCAGACUAACUCUCCAGUCACUACCCAGGGAACUUUUCUCUUGGAUUCCGGUGGCCAGUACCUGGAUGGCACCACAGAUGUUACAAGAACUUUCCAUUUCGGUACACCAGAUGCUAAAGAAAUAGAAGCCUAUACGAGAGUGUUGAUGGGUGCGAUAGACCUUGCAACCACAGUUUGGCCUGUUGGAGUAUAUGGCAGGUCUGUAGAUGUGCGAGCUAGGCAACCUUUGUAUUCAGUCGGUUGGGACUUUCGACAUGGUACCGGGCAUGGUAUUGGUAUCUUCCUUAAUGUUCAUGAAGGCCCCGGCUCUAUCAGCCAAGGCUAUAGCAGCGCCCAUUCACCAAUGUAUGAGGCCAUGUUUUUCUCUGAUGAGCCUGGCUAUUAUGAAGAUGGAAAGUUCGGAAUCCGUCUAGAGACAAUCGUAGAAGUUGUUAAUGCUACCACAACAUAUAACUUUGGCAACAAGCAAUGGUUGACAUUUGAUGCAUGGACAUUGGUGCCGUUCGAGAAGAAUUUGAUUGACGUUAACCUGUUGACAGCCAGCCAGAGACAAUGGCUUAACAAGUACCACCAAAAAUGCAAAGAUGUUGUUGGACCAAUGUUACAAAACGCUGGAAAGAAGGAGGCAUAUGAUUGGUUGAUGGCAAGAGUUGAUCCAAUUCCUGAAACGCCUCGAUAUGACACAAGCAGUGGAAAUACAUGGACAAUCAGCACAUGUUAUAACUUUGGCAACAAGCAAUGGUUGACAUUUGAUGCAUGGACAUUGGUGCCGUUCGAGAAGAAUUUGAUUGACGUUAACCUGUUGACAGCCAGUCAGAGACAAUGGCUUAACAAGUACCACCAAAAAUGCAAAGAUGUUGUUGGACCAAUGUUACAAAACGCUGGAAAGAAGGAGGCAUAUGAUUGGUUGAUGGCAAGAGUUGAUCCAAUUCCUGAAACGCCUCGAUAUGACACAAGCAGUGGAAAUACAUGGACAAUCAGCACAUGUGUUUUAAUUCUAUCAAUUAUAACCUUAUGGACAUAGAUUAAUGAGAAAAUUAUGUUUAAUAUAUAUAAUCUAAAUUAUCAAUAUCGAGAUAACCAUUUAAAUGGUAGUGAAAUUAUUUUAAUUUGAUAUACUAUAAUAUUUUAUAUAUUGUUGUUUACUCGUGGCGAUCAAAUAUUUAAUUUGAUUACAAAAAUUCAGUAGUGCAUGAAAUUAUAAAGAUUUAUAAACAUUCUUAUUUUAUCCCAGGUAUUUCUAAUAUGAUGUCAAAGAGUGACGAAUAACAAAAAUAACUUUACAAUCGAAACAUCCUCUACUAAGAUGUAUUUUAUACCACUCUUGGCGAUCAAAUAUUUCAGUACAUUUUUGAUUACAAACAAUCACUAGUGCAUGAAAUCAUAGACUCAUAACAUUGUUAUUUUAUGCCAGGUAUUUGUAAUAUGAUGUCACAGAGUGACGGAUUACAAAAAUAUUUUUGCGCUGUGUAAAAUAAACCGUCGAAACAUCUUUUACUAUGUAUUUUAUACCACAA
This is a messenger RNA of Owenia fusiformis, 3144 nucleotides long. Lineage: Eukaryota; Metazoa; Annelida; Polychaeta; Sabellida; Oweniidae. The record is from the annotation of a GenBank genome assembly.